UAUGGUUAAAGACAUCUGUAGGUGUGUGUUCAUAUCUGUUAAUCCAUUACAUCACAAAGCCAAGCCCCACAAAUUAAUCUCCACCUCCUUCUGUGACAUUCAGAAUAAAAACUCACCAGAAACAUUACAAAUGCACAAGUAGUUCUCAUUUUCUUUUCCAGCUCUAAACCUGCAUUGGUAAUUGGAGAGAGCUAAACCAGAUCAUUCAAUAUCUUUCACAGGAUCAUCUGGGCAGUGUACCACUCCAAAAUGGAUUCUCGCAAUUCUGAGUAUUAUGAAAACUUCGAUGAGGUCCAUGGCAUUCUAAUGUAUAAAGAGUUUGUCCAGUAUUGGGAUGACGUGGAAACAUUCCAGGCAAGACCAGAUGAUGUUGUCAUUGCCACCUACCCUAAAUCUGGCACCACCUGGGUUAGUGAAAUUGUAUAUAUGAUCUAUACUGAGGGUGAUGUGGAAAAGUGCAAAGAAGAUGCAAUUUUUAAUCGAAUACCUUUCCUGGAAUGCAGAAAAGAAGAUGUCAUGAAUGGAGUUAAACAAUUGAAAGAGAUGGCAUCUCCUAGGAUAGUGAAGACUCAUCUACCGCCUGAACUUCUUCCAGUCUCAUUUUGGGAAAAUAACUGCAAGAUGAUUUAUCUUGGCCGGAAUGCUAAGGAUGUGGCUGUUUCAUAUUAUCAUUUCUUUCAAAUGGUAAAUGCUUACCCAAAUCCUGGAACUUUUCCAGAAUUUGUGGAGAAAUUUAUGCAUGCACAAGUUCCUUAUGGUUCCUGGUAUAAGCAUGUAAAUUCUUGGUGGGAGAAGAGUAAGAAUCCACGAGUGCUAUUUAUUUUCUAUGAAGAUAUGAAAGAGGAUAUCAGAAAAGAGGUGGUGAAAUUGAUACAGUUCCUCGGGAGGAAGCCAUCAGAGGAGCUCGUGGAAAAAAUUAUAAAGCACACCUCAUUCCAGGAGAUGAAGGAUAAUCCAUCCACCAACUACACAGUACUGCCGGAGGAAAUCAUGGAUCAAAAAGUGUCACCGUUCAUGAGAAAGGGGAUUGCAGGUGACUGGAAAAAUUACUUUACAGUAGCACUUAAUGAGAGAUUUGAUACUCACUAUGAACAGCAAAUGAAGGAGUCUCCAGUGAAGUUUCGAACUGAGAUCUAAGAAGUGUUUUCUUUCCUUAACAUACCUGAGAUUACAGAUUUCUCCUUAUCAUUUUCACUUAUUCUUGUUCUAGAUUAGUAGAGAUGGAGUCACGUGAAUCAUGAAUCAGGUCACACAUUUAUUGAACUGUUUGUAUAAAGGAAAAAUAAGAUCUGCCUUCCUGCUAUCUUUUCAGUUUUUUUUUUAAUUCCACCUUCCUUUCUUCACUGUUGUUAUACAAAAUUAUAAUGUAUAGGAAUGUGGUAGGAACAGAUAGUAGAGAAUGUUAGAAUUUCAGUAAAAAUAAACAUCCAUUCCAAACUAUUUUGUUUUUCUCAUUUAGUAUGAUAUUUGACAUAUAUAUGUAUGUAUUCAUACACACACACAUAAAUGUUAAUAAGUUCACAUGAGCAUUGAAGACUCAGAAGAGAGAAUCAUAGAAUAAAUAAAUUGUUGGUAUAACUAUACCUAUUAAUUCCUUUCGAUUUUCUUUUACCUUUGGAGAAAUGGUUUAAUUUGAAAUAUACCUUAUGCUAAAUACAUUUUGUGACAUAUCAGAACUUAUUUCCAAACAUCUAUAAAUGAUCCCAAUGAAUGUUUAUCCUAAUGAAUGCCUUCAGCUGAUUUGAAAUCUUUAUGCUUUAGAGUGCCUUCUAUCCUAUAUACAAUGCAAUGUAAUCUCUGGAAAAUAAAGUUUUAAAUAAAAUGUGAAAGUUCUAAAAUAAAAUGUGGUAAUUUGCAGGAGAAUGAAAUGAAAAUAUAAGGAAAUAAAU
This is a messenger RNA of Oryctolagus cuniculus (rabbit), 1889 nucleotides long. It is a transcript of the gene SULT1E1, whose product is annotated as sulfotransferase family 1E member 1. Gene Ontology annotation, molecular function: sulfotransferase activity. NCBI's taxonomy places the organism in Eukaryota, Metazoa, Chordata, Mammalia, Lagomorpha, Leporidae. The record is from RefSeq and is a predicted model, not a curated record.